Messenger RNA from Myotis davidii, 2175 nucleotides. It is a transcript of the gene ETV5, whose product is annotated as ets variant 5. The record is from RefSeq and is a predicted model, not a curated record. The transcript has 12 exons. Bases 110 to 1642 code for a protein of 510 amino acids. Lineage: Eukaryota; Metazoa; Chordata; Mammalia; Chiroptera; Vespertilionidae. Gene Ontology annotation, molecular function: sequence-specific DNA binding; DNA-binding transcription factor activity, RNA polymerase II-specific. Gene Ontology annotation, biological process: regulation of transcription by RNA polymerase II; cell differentiation. Gene Ontology annotation, cellular component: nucleus.
CCCUCAGUAAAAAUCUCCCAAAUUCAUAUUACAGGAGGACUCCCUUUCCCCCCAGAAAUUACUCAAUGCUGAAACCUUUCCAAGUGAUAGUAGAGACGUUGGAAGCACCAUGGAUGGGUUUUAUGACCAGCAAGUCCCUUUUAUGGUCCCAGGGAAAUCUAGAUCUGAGGAAUGUAGAGGGCGGCCUGUGACUGACAGAAAGAGGAAGUUUUUGGACACAGAUUUGGCCCAUGAUUCCGAAGAGUUGUUUCAGGAUCUCAGUCAACUUCAAGAGGCUUGGUUAGCUGAAGCACAAGUUCCUGAUGAUGAACAGUUUGUCCCAGAUUUUCAGUCUGAUAACUUGGUGCUUCAUGCCCCACCUCCAACCAAGAUCAAACGGGAGCUGCACAGCCCCUCCUCCGAGCUGUCAUCCUGCAGCCAUGAGCAGGCUCUCGGUGCUAACUAUGGAGAAAAGUGCCUCUACAACUAUUGUGCCUAUGAUAGGAAGCCUCCCUCUGGGUUCAAGCCAUUAACCCCUCCUACCACCCCCCUGUCACCCACCCAUCAGAAUUCCGUAUUUCCCCCACCUCAGGCAACUCUGCCCACCUCCGUGCACCCUGCUGCAGCAGGCCCAGUACAAGGUGUGGGCCCAGCCCCCACCCCUCAUUCGCUUCCAGACCCUGGACCACAGCAGCAAACCUUUGCGGUCCCCCGGCCACCACAUCAGCCCCUGCAGAUGCCAAAGAUGAUGCCUGAAAACCAGUAUCCAUCAGAACAGAGAUUUCAGAGACAACUGUCUGAACCCUGCCACCCCUUCCCUCCUCAGUCAGGAGUUCCUGGAGAUAAUCGCCCCAGUUACCACCGGCAAAUGUCAGAACCUAUUGUCCCUGCAGCUCCCCCACCCCCUCAGGAAUUCAAACAAGAAUACCAUGACCCACUCUAUGAACAUGGGGUCCCAGGCAUGCCGGGACCCCCAGCACAUGGGUUCCAGUCACCAAUGGGAAUCAAGCAGGAGCCCCGGGAUUACUGCGUUGAUUCAGAAGUGCCUAACUGCCAGUCAGCCUACAUGAGAGGGGGCUAUUUCUCCAACAGCCAUGAAGGUUUUUCAUAUGAAAAAGAUCCCCGGUUGUACUUCGAUGACACUUGUGUUGUUCCUGAGAGACUGGAAGGCAAAGUCAAACAAGAGCCCACCAUGUAUCGUGAGGGGCCCCCUUACCAGAGGCGAGGCUCCCUUCAGCUGUGGCAGUUCCUGGUUACCCUUCUGGAUGACCCAGCCAAUGCCCAUUUCAUUGCCUGGACAGGCCGAGGCAUGGAGUUCAAGCUGAUAGAACCUGAGGAGGUUGCUCGGCGUUGGGGUAUCCAGAAGAACCGGCCAGCCAUGAACUACGACAAGCUCAGCCGUUCUCUACGCUAUUACUAUGAGAAGGGCAUCAUGCAGAAGGUGGCCGGGGAGCGAUACGUCUACAAGUUUGUCUGUGACCCGGAUGCCCUUUUCUCCAUGGCCUUCCCUGACAACCAGCGCCCGUUCCUGAAAGCAGAGUCCGAGUGCCACCUCAACGAGGAGGAUACCCUGCCGCUGACCCACUUUGAAGACAACCCUGCUUACCUCCUGGACAUGGAUCGCUGCAGCAGCCUCCCCUAUGCUGAAGGCUUCGCUUACUAAGUUUCUGAAUGGCUGAGCAGCCAAACCCUAGAGCUAGCAGUUCCCAUUCAGGCAAAUGAGGGCAGUGGUUUUGUUUGUGUUUUUGGCUGUUCCUAAAACUUGCCCUUUGAGUAUUAUCUGGAGAACCCAAGCUGUCUCUGGAUUGGCACCCUUAAAGACAGACACCUUGGCUGGGGAGUGGGAACAGGGAGGGGCAGAGAAACCUCCAAAAGGCUGGUGCCUCAGCUCUGAUCCUGACAGGGUUUCUGGGAAGAGAUUGCAAUGGAGCCUCCUUCCCAUGGACAAUAUAUGCAAAGCAAUACCUUGUUCAGGUUAGUUACCCACAAACUGGGGGAGAGUGUGACAAUCUGCAUCGAUCACGAACUACUAAAUGCCUUUACAUAGAAGGGCUCUGAUUUGCACAAUUUAUUGAAAAUGAAACCACAAACCCAAAGGAUAGUAGGUAGGCUAAGUUGGGGAGGCUCAAAUCACGAAGGGUUAAAAAUAUAUCAUAAAAUUCAGAGAGCUCAUCUAGCUCAAUCUGUAAUGUUUCC